GCGAGCGGGUGAGCGGGCGGGCAGCUCCAGAGUUCCCCGGCGGCGGCGGCGGCGGGCCAGGCGUUCUAGCCGAGCGCGAGGCCGGCGCUGAGCUCGCCCCAGAGACCGCGUCUCCUCGACCGGACGCAGACGGCGGCUGGGCGGCUCGCGGAGGAUUGGGAGGGCGCGGUCCGGGUCGGGGGCUUUCUCCCGGCCGCUUCCCGCCGGGUGUGGGUUCGAGGCGCCUCCGGGGAAGCCGCGGCCCCGAGGGCAGAUCCGAGCUUUGGCCAUUGGGAGCUCUUUCAGUUGGUUCCUGUCCUCCUUUGCCAUAUCUCCAUUAAUAACAUUAAAGUCACAAUGAAUGGUCAUAUUUCUAAUCAUCCCAGUGGUUUUGGAAUGUAUCCAACUCAAAUGAAUGGCUACGGAUCAUCACCCACCUUUUCCAUGGACAGAGAACACAGUUCAAAAACAAGUGCAAAGGCUCUCUAUGGACCAGAUGGAUCAUACUUCUUCAGAUCAUCAUCCAAACAGAAAAAGAAAGAACAAAGGAAGAAUUAUGCACGGGAUAGUGUCAGCAGCGUGUCAGAUAUAUCCCAAUACCAUGUUGAACACUUGACUACCUUUGUUCUGGAUCGGAAAGAUGCUAUGAUAACUGUUGACGAUGGAAUAAGGAAGCUGAAAUUGCUUGAUGCCAAGGGCAAAGUGUGGACUCAAGAUAUGAUUCUUCAAGUGGACGAGAGAGCUGUGAGCCUGAUUGAUUUAGAAUCAAAGAAUGAACUGGAGAAUUUUCCUUUGAACACAAUCCAGCACUGCCAAGCUGUGAUGCACUCCUGUAACUAUGAUUCAGUUCUUGCCCUCGUGUGCAAAGAGUCAACUCAGAACAAGCCCGAUCUUCAUCUUUUCCAGUGUGAUGAGAUUAAGGCGAACCUAAUUAGUGAAGAUAUUGAAAGUGCAAUCAGCGACAGUAAAGGAGGGAAACAGAAGAGGCGGCCUGAUGUCCUGAGGAUGAUUUCCAAAGCAGACCCUGGUAUACCGCCUCCACCCAGAGCUCCCGCCCCUGUGCCACCUGGGACUGUGACCCAGGUGGAUGUUAGAAGUCGGGUGGCAGCCUGGUCCGCAUUGGCAGCUGACCAAGGGGACUUUGAGAAACAAAGGCAUUAUUAUCAGCAGGAAGAAACACCUGAGAUGAUGGCAGCUCGCAUUGACAGAGAUGUGCAAAUCUUAAACCACAUUUUGGAUGACAUUGAAUUUUUUAUCACAAAACUCCAAAAAGCAGCUGAAGCAUUUUCUGAGCUUUCUAAAAGGAAGAAAACUAAGAAAGGUAAAAAGAAAGGACCAGGAGAGGGUGUUUUAACACUGAGGGCAAAACCUCCACCUCCUGACUUAUUUAUUGACUGUUUCCAAAAGUUUAAACAUGGAUUUAACCUUCUGGCCAAAUUGAAGUCUCACAUCCAGAAUCCUAGUGCUGCAGAUUUGGUUCAUUUUUUAUUUACUCCAUUAAAUAUGGUUGUGCAGGCAACAGGAGGUCCUGAACUAGCCAGUUCAGUACUCAGCCCCCUACUGACUAAGGACACAAUCGAUUUCUUGAGUUACACUGUCAAUGUCGAUGAGAGGCAGCUGUGGGUGUCAUUGGGAGACUCGUGGAUGAAAGCCAGAGCAGAGUGGCCAAAAGAACAGUUUAUCCCACCCUACGUCCCACGGUUCCGCAGUGGUUGGGAGCCCCCGAUGCUGAACUUCAUGGGAGCAUCAGUGGAGCCGGAUCUCUAUCAACUGCCUGAGUCUGUGGCAGACGCAGCAGAACAUCAUCGCAAGCAAGAAACAAAAAGAUUAUCCACAGAGCACUCCAGUGUAUCAGAGUAUCCUCCAGCUGAUGGGUACACAGUAUUCAAUAACAUUUAUGGAAGAGGGCCCCAUCUGGACCAAGGGGAAGCCGCUGUUGCUUUUAAGCCAACUCCUCAUCGCCAUGUAGAUAGAAAUUAUGAUCUACAACCCAAGAAAUAUGCCAAAUCCAGGUAUGACUUUGUGGCAAGGAACCACAGUGAGCUCUCAGUUCAAAAGGAUGAUAUUUUAGAGAUCCUUGAUGAUAGGAAGCAAUGGUGGAAAGUUCGAAAUGCAAGUGGAGAUUCUGGAUUUGUGCCAAACAACAUUUUGGAUAUCGUGAGACCUCCAGAGUCUGGAUUGGGGCGUGCUGAUCCACCUUACACGCAUACCAUACAGAAACAAAGGAUGGAGUAUGGUCCAAGAGCAAUGGACAUUCCCUCUGCUCCAUCGCCUCCUCCAACACCAGCUCCUGUUCCUGUUCCCCUCCCACCUUCUGCUUCAGCACCUGUUCCUGUGUCAAAGGUCCCAGCAAAUGUAACCCGUCAGAACAGCAGCUCCAGUGACAGUGGUGGCAGUAUUGUGCGAGAUAGCCAACGACAAAAACAAGUUCCUGUUGACCGAAGGAAAUCUCAGAUGGAGGAAGUGCAGGAUGAACUCAUCCACAGACUGACCAUUGGUCGGAGCACCGCACAGAAGAAGUUCCACGUGCCACGGCAGAAUGUGCCAGUUGUCAAUAUCACUUAUGACUCCACCCCAGAGGACGUGAAGACAUGGUUGCAGUCAAAGGGGUUCAACCCUGUAACUGUAAAUAGUCUUGGAGUAUUAAAUGGUGCACAACUUUUCUCUCUCAAUAAAGAUGAACUGAGAACCGUCUGCCCUGAAGGGGCCAGAGUCUUUAGCCAAAUUACUGUACAGAAAGCUGCAUUAGAGGAUAACAACGGCAGCUCUGAGUUGCAAGAAAUCAUGCGAAGACGACAGGAAAAAAUCAGUGCUGCUGCUAGCGAUUCAGGAGUGGAAUCUUUUGAUGAGGGAAGCAGUCACUAAUUAGUUUUUAAACUCCAUUAUUCUUGGCAUUAUUCCAACGUGCUUUGUUUUAAGAAGCCAUGAAGGGAAUGUCAGAUUCUUAUUUCUUGGUAUACAGAAUUUAUCGCCAUAAAGAAACAAUGAAAACAUGAGUAAGCAGAGAACUUGCUCCUGGGCCCGUGAUUUUUAUUAAAAUGAAAAAAUGUUAAACAGAAUUUCUCACCUUGGGAAUAUUUUGCCUACUUUACCAAGGUGAGGUUUCCGUUAUUGGAUUAAUUAUUUCAUCCCCAUCUCAAUGCCUAAGCAGACUUUUUUUUUUUUUUUUUGACAGCGGUGAGUUUAUUUAUUGCAACAAAACAGAGAUAUUGCCCAUGAUUCAAAAUCUAAACAAUUUCAGUUUUGCCUGUGACUAUGGUAGGUAUCAUCCAGGGUGUAGCUGACUUUAGGCUAGCCCCUGCUUACUUAGGUCUCUUCUUCAACAUACUCAAUAAUAGGAUGUUUAGAUUUAUUUAAAGUUCUUAAUGCCAACAGUUUUUUAAAAAGAUUAAAACAUUUAAUGAACUGUAAAAUACAACAAGACCUUGGACAUACAAAUAGAAACCUUUGGAGCAUUCCCGAGACAUUUUAUCUGUCGUGGCUCUGUUGAUCACAAUUCCUUGUAUAGCUUGUAUUUUGAUUCAGUUUAUAUUCUGCUUAUUAUCUAUACUGUGUUCUUAUAUAUGAGAAAGCACAAGUGUAAAAGAGGUCAUAUACAUUCAAAAUCUGUCACAGGAAAUAGCCUGCAUUGGUGUGUGUUACAGUAUUCUGUUUAAGGAAGGCCUCAGUUCUGAAUAUUGAUAUAAGUAGUUAAGAGCAAAUUGGGGCCAUUUUAUGAGUUUAUCUGUGUCAAGUUUUUCUGGUAAUAAGAAAUAAUAUACACAUACUUUAAUCCUGUGAAAGAUUCUAGGUAGAGAAAAGAAAGACUUAACCUUCAACAAAUGUUAUUUUUGAAAACAUGAUUUUUGUCAUUAAAUGUUAUAUUAUUUCACAUAUAUAAAACAGAUGUUAUGUAAGAAUGUUGUAUAUUUUAACAUAAAUCCAUUUAGAGAGAUUAUCUAGAUUCAUUAAUUUUCAUAGUGCCUUUUUCACAUGAGUCAGCUGGAAAGUCUGCAAUAAACAGUAU
Messenger RNA from Mesoplodon densirostris (Blainville's beaked whale), 3985 nucleotides. RefSeq names its product epidermal growth factor receptor pathway substrate 8 (gene EPS8). Gene Ontology annotation, biological process: regulation of Rho protein signal transduction; positive regulation of ruffle assembly; Rho protein signal transduction. Gene Ontology annotation, cellular component: plasma membrane; vesicle; ruffle membrane. The transcript is spliced from 23 exons. Gene Ontology annotation, molecular function: actin binding. NCBI's taxonomy places the organism in Eukaryota, Metazoa, Chordata, Mammalia, Artiodactyla, Ziphiidae. The record is from RefSeq and is a predicted model, not a curated record. Bases 337 to 2844 code for a protein of 835 amino acids.